UUUUUACAAAGUCUCAUUUUAUAACAACAAAUUUUCAUUAAAGUAAUGUAUGUAACUUACAUAUCUUAUUCUCUUCGUUUCAUCGAGGUAAGUACGACGUUAUAAUGAUCCUUCGCAAGUUAGUUGCCAUCGCAUUUCCUCGCUGAUUUGUACACACAUUGUGUGCUAUAAUUUUUCGUUUGGUUUUCUUAUGAAUUCCGAUGAUUUUCCUAUUUGUGCUUAAUGUGUCUAUAAUGCUAAGUUUACAUAGAUAUACAGUUGCUUCGGUUAUUUAGAACAAGAAAUUAUGUUAUAGGCUAGAAUAUCUUUUCUAUUUGGACUCACUGGAUGAUACUCUUGUCUUAUCGAAUUUUGUUUGUUCGAUCAGAUUUAACGUGGUUGUACUAGAUUUUUCUUUUUAACAUUAAAAAUGUUUUCCUUGUACUGAUCAGAAACAGUUUACAUUAUCAUUUAUAAAUAUUCACGUUCAGUGGAUUAACAAAAACAAAAAUGUUUGAUCACUUUGGGGGCACUAAUUUAAAAUGGAACUCUUAAACCUUGGAGAUCUGCACUAUGUCAAUGGAGAAAAUCCUGGAACCAUUAGUAUUAUGGUGACAAUGCUGGUCAAUACAAAAGGAUCCAACAAGAAGAACAAAGGUAAAACAAAAUGAGGUAUUGAUGUUACAGUUAUAGAGAGACACUACAAAUUUCAUCAAAUGACAAGAAUCCUGAAUUGCUGUUGAAAUACUUAGAAUAUGAAAUAUUAGAAGUAUAUGCACAUGAAGCCAAUAAUAAAUUUAAAAUGGCUAAACAUUUUAUUUACAUUUUUUAGUUAGCGAUCAAUAAUAAUAUCACACUGGAAAACAAAUUAACUGCUCUUACAUCAUUUUUUCCUAAAAAUAUUAAGUUAUGUUUAUAGAUAGUGUAUAUAUACAUGUAUUUAUGUAUUUGUCUUCUUUUUCAAAAAGGAAUAUGUACAUAAAUACGCAGUAUUUGGAGACGUUUAUUUUCCACAAAGUAAUACUUAAGGCAGUCAAAUCAUUAUCUAUUUUUAAAUUUAAAAAAUCAACAUUUUUGUAACUCACUGUAUUAAAAAUAUAUGUCUACGCUAUAAAAAGUUUUACUUAAUUAUUCAUCAAUCCACAAAUGUGGCUACUUGUUUUAUUUUUUUCUUGGAUUUGCGUGCGUUUAAAUGUCUCAGUCGAUACAUCUUUGCUUUCUCGCUGCAAGAUGUAAUAAACUUUCCAUCCUUUUUUUUAUUUGAUGUCACGUUUGAUGUUUGCCUGUUGACAUCCAUCUAAUCCUCACUAGUCCUCACUAGCAGUAAGAACUCAUAUUCGAAUUGAAAUUGUUUUUAGCUUUAAUUUGUAAUUUCGCGCUUGUUUUCGGUCGCGCGAUACGCAUGCGCAGCAUCACUUGACACAUACAAACAGAUGUAGGCGGCCCGCGGUUGUUAGGCUCGCAACGAGAGGCAAUUUAUUUGUUAAUGGUGUUGUCAUCAUGUAUUUAACCCGUCGUUACAAUAUUUAUAAUUAAUGGUAAUUGAUUUCUUUAUUUCAUAAUACACGUCCUUUCAAAGUCCCUAGAUUAAUUAAUACACAGAUUUCUCCAUAGUUCACAUAGACUUAUCUCGGGUCAGAAUUGUGUCACUGAAUGUGUCAGUCAGAAUCGUUUUGUAUAAACACCUCCAUGGUUGUGACUCGAAAGCGAUGAUUGCAAGUAAAAGAUAGUACUUACAUCAAAGGGUUGCAAGAUUAACCCAUUAAUCAUUACAGUACAGUGAUCUUGAGAGGAUUACUGCAUUGAAUAUAUAUAAAAAGAGAAAGAGAGAGAGAGAGAGAGAGAGAGUGAGAGGGAGAGAGAGAGAGAGAGAGAGAGAGAGAGAGGGAGAGAGAGAGAGAGACCAACAGAUAUUUGUCGUUAAAAGAUCAAGAGGGAUUAACUGUAGCUUUCAAAGCCACGACAAUGCCCGAUGAAUUGAAAAGCUUUCUGAAAAACUUGACAGUUGCGCUGCUUGCACUCACCUGUGGCUACUUGCAUCGGUAUCAUGUGUCGACUUUAUUUGAAAAUGAGAGGCACUUUUCACACUUGUCGGAUUUGGAGCGUGAGAUGUCAUUUCGCACAGAAAUGGGGUUGUAUUAUUCCUAUUUUAAAACAAUAGUUGAAUCUGAGACAUUUUUGGAUGGGAUGUACAAAAUACGCCAUGAUAAUCUGUCAGAGUAUCCAAAUAUUAUUAAUGCUGAAAGUAAAUAUAGCUUGGAACCUGAGGUUACACUUGGAGGGUUAUACCAUAUUGCAAAAUAUUUUAAUUUGCUGCCAAAACCAGUUUGUUGGCAGAUUGAAAGAGGGGAUGAUUUGUCAACAAUAACAAGCUGUGAAGGUUUUGGUGUGCCAGUUUAUUUUUACCUAGAAGGAGUAUGGUUCUUUUCUUUUUUUACUGGAUUUGUUAUGUUCAUGUAUGCCUAUAAGCUAAGCGAUUCUAUUGGAGGAGGAAUCAUUUCUGUUUCAUUGUUCUUUUUUAAUCAUACCGAAUGUACAAGGGUACAAUGGACCCCUCCACUACGAGAAAGUUUUGCAUAUCCUACACUCCUCUAUCAGAUGUAUCUAUUGACUUUUAUUUUGAAAAAGGAGAAAAAGAGAGAUCUAACGACACAAGUGGAUUUCAUAAUUCUGAUAGGCUUCUGCAUGAUGUCCUGGCAAUUUUCUCAAUUUGUAUUCAUAACUCAAACCAUAGCAAUGCUCAUUCUGAAAUGGUUGAGGAUAAUUGAGCGUGAUAUGUACUUAUUCUACUGCAAAGUUCAUUCAAUCUCAGUAACCUUGGCAUUUAUUGCUACAGGAAAUAUGUUCCUACUCAAUUCUUUACACCUGACACUUCUCUCUAUCAGUCUAUGUGCAAUAAUACUUAGUCAGCUACUAUCGUUUAUCUUUGAUCCUAAAACGACAACGUUAUUGGAAAUAAUACUAAUACUAGUUUGUACAAAAAUAUGGAAAAUGUCCUUCACCUACAGUUCCGACGAUGAGCAUAUCUUUAAUCUACUCAAAGCAAAAAUAUCAGGUUACAAAGAUUUCCACACAAUGUUGUACACCUGUGCUCCCGAAUUCGACUUUCUGAAAUACGAAACUUACGAGGCAAUAGUUGGCACGUUCUUAUUGCCAACUGCAAUUCUGGCGGGCUUUUUAAUUCUCUACUACUGGUAUAGAAAUCUCAAGAGUCAAGGCUAUCCAAAUUGUAUUGAACCUCACGUAGCGUACAAUGUACUUCAAACUGGAGCAUUUGUCAUCAUGGCAAUAUUCAUAAUGAGACUGAAACUCUUAAUGACUCCGAAUCUUUGUUUGAUGGCUGGAUUAGCGUGUAGUCCGCGAUAUUUGGCGAAGCUGGGGAUUAAAAAGUGGAUGACGCAGUGUACCUUAAUUGCCGUUCUUCUAUCGAUAAUGUCGUAUCAUGGGAUGCAACGAUUGCAGAAAGAACGAGGAUUCAUUGGCGAGUACAGUAACGUCCAUCAAGAAGAAUUGCUUGAAUGGAUUAAAGUAAAAACGCCAAAAAAUGCUGUUUUUGCUGGUAAAAUGUCUUUGAUGGCAAAUGUUAUGUUGUCGACUCAGCGACCGAUUGUUAAUAAUCCUUAUUAUGAAAGUAAAGAAAUGAGGGAUAGGACAAUGAAAGUAUAUGAAAUUUAUAGUAGAAAGCCUGUUUCCGAAAUUCACGAUACGUUACGAAAGUUGCAAGUUGACUAUGUUGUGAUAGAAAAUUGCAAUGAAUACGGGAUAUGGAAACCCGGUUGUAAGAUGUCUGAGCUGUGGGAUCUAGUCGACGAAGGUAAAAUGAAGAGUAAAGGCAUGGCGCCAGCGUGUUCUUUGCUCUUUUACGGCGCUGGCAUUCAUCCGUUUCGUCGAGUAUUUCAAAAUCACUCGUACGUUGUAUUGCAGCUCAACUAUACCAAGUACGUCGAGUACAAGCCAAAGAAUAUCUUAUACAGCGCGCGUUGAAUGUGAUUAUGUGCCUAUAUCUACGAAAACAAAAACUCUUGUUGUUAGAACAUUUUGAACAAAGUAUAUAAGUAUUUUUCUAUGAGAUAUUCAAUCGUCUAAACGUUGAAUUUCUAUAUUUUUGUUGAAUCGACUAGCUCUUGCAAGUCAGAACAGUUUUAGAUGCGAUAUUAUGUAUUUAAUAUUGAAUCAAACUAUAAGUGAUUGUUUAAGUUUCCUGUUGCGUGUGGGUUUGAUCUUUAUUUUAAUGCGACUGUAGAUCACUUGUUAGGCAGUUUAUGUUCUAGCAAUUAGUUGGCAUACACGCGACGUUUCAAGUAAUUGUAUCAUUUUAUUCAUACACAUGAAUGUUUCAGUAACUAUUGAUAAAUAUUAACUUUAAAUUUCAUCCUGACUAAUAUACAUAGCCGUAUCAUAAUUAUUCAAAAUUAUGCAGAUGUCAAUUAUUUUCUACUGCUAAUUAAGUAUUUUUUUAUAACGUUAAAUCUAUCGAAUGUUAAUAUAUCUUCGUCUGAAUUUCAUUAUAUUUUACUAAAAAGUAUCAGUAUUACGUUAAUUUUUUUCACGGAACAAACCAAGCCAUGUGUAACAAUCUACAUAAUGAUUCUUCUGUGCCAUCCAGCUGCUGAAAUCAUAAGUAUUAAAUAUAUUAUGAACUGUUAACUUUAUACAUAUAUUAUAAAAACCAAAACGGACUAUACGUAUCUACUCCAUAAAAAAAUAUUGUAUUUUAAAAACUGCCAAAUAAACUCGCGAA
Messenger RNA from Phymastichus coffea, 4720 nucleotides. RefSeq names its product probable C-mannosyltransferase DPY19L1. Gene Ontology annotation, cellular component: nuclear inner membrane. The transcript is spliced from 9 exons. The record is from RefSeq and is a predicted model, not a curated record. Gene Ontology annotation, molecular function: mannosyltransferase activity. Bases 1945 to 3963 code for a protein of 672 amino acids. NCBI's taxonomy places the organism in Eukaryota, Metazoa, Arthropoda, Insecta, Hymenoptera, Eulophidae.